Molecule: messenger RNA, 1158 nt
Organism: Capsella rubella
Lineage: Eukaryota; Viridiplantae; Streptophyta; Magnoliopsida; Brassicales; Brassicaceae
Product: gibberellin 20-oxidase-like protein
Exons: 2
Coding region: 36-1010 (324 amino acids)
Molecular function (GO): dioxygenase activity
Source: RefSeq, a predicted model, not a curated record
CCCUAAACGCUUAAGACAAGUCAAUAUAUAAUAUAAUGUCUGAACUUCAAUCCUCUCUGCAACUUCCUGUGUUAGACUUAACACAACCAAUUGAAUCCUCUGUUUUGUCUUCUCUCUCUCAGGCUUGUAAAGAGUGGGGGUUCUUCUAUGUCACAAAUCAUGGAAUCUCUAAAGAGAUGUUCAGCAAAACAUGUUCCUUGUCAAGAGAUGUGUUCAAAUUUCCCCUUGAAUCAAAGCUUAAGCUUGGUCCCUUAACGUAUACUCCUCGGAACAUAGCAUCUCCUUAUUUCGAAAGCCUUGUUGUCUCUGGACCUGAUUUCUCCAGUUCUGCCAAAGAUUCUGAAGAUGUUUUGUUCCAAGAUCAUCAUAAGCCAGAGUUAACAGAAACACUGCAAGAAUACGGAGAUAAAAUGGCAGAAUUGUCCAAAAGACUCGUGAAGAUUCUCUUGAUGGUGACCUUAGGGGAGGACACAGGGAAGAGAUUCUACCAAACUGAGUUUAGCAACUGUCAUGGAUACUUAAGGCUAGUAAACUACACACCCCCACAUGACGUGGAGGAGCAAGAAGAGCUCGUUGAAGGUCUCGGGAUGCACACGGAUAUGAGCUGCAUAACAAUAGUCUACCAAGAUUCCGUUGGCGGGCUACAGAUGAGGUCUAAGGAAGGGAAAUGGAUCGAUAUAAAUCCGUGCGAGGAUCUGCUUGUUGUUAACAUUGGAGAUCUUAUGCAAGCAUGGAGUAACGGAAGGCUGAGAUCGUCUGAACAUCGAGUUGUAUUGAGAAAAUUGGUGAACAGAGUCUCUCUGGCGUUUUUUCUCUGUUUUGAGGAUGAUAAAGUGAUACUUGCACCUCAAGAAAUCGUGGGUGAUGGAAACUGUAGGAGCUACAAGUCGUUUAAGUGUUCGGAGUAUCUUAAUUUCAGACAGAGUAAUGAAGUAGGGAAGUUUGAGAAGAUUGGUUACACUGUCAAAGACUUUGCUGGACUUAAGCUGGCUCAACCAGAUGAUCUUUAGACCAAGCUGGUGUUAGUUGUUGUGAGUGUCAUGCAAUAUAUUAUUAACUAGUGGAAUCCAAAGCUACUUUUGGAUUUAGAUUUGUGUAUUAAAAAUGUUUUGAGUCAUUCUAUUACCAUCUAAAGUAAUGUUUCAGAUGUUUUUUUGA